This is a messenger RNA of Paramormyrops kingsleyae, 4374 nucleotides long. NCBI's taxonomy places the organism in Eukaryota, Metazoa, Chordata, Actinopteri, Osteoglossiformes, Mormyridae. The record is from RefSeq and is a predicted model, not a curated record.
CUCUGCUGCUCUUUUUCUGCUGACCCUGGAAGGCGCGUUGUCCGGAUUUCAGUGGGUCAGUGGGGGUCUCUGUCAUACGCCUCAAACUCAGCAGUGCAGAAAUGGCAAGCGACAGAACCAAGGCUCUGUCACUGAACAGCCCAGACAAGGAAGGCACUGAGGAGAGGGUCUAUGGAAAUGACUUUGCUGAGCUUGAAUCAGUGGAUUUGCCUUUAGGAACGACAUUAAGAUCUGUGUACGAUGACCAGCCUAAUGCACACAAGAGGUUUAUGGAGAAACUCGAUGCCCGCAUACGGAACCACGACCGAGAGAUCGAGAAAAUGUGCAACUUCCACCACCAGGGCUUUGUCGACGCCAUCACAGAGCUGCUCAAGGUCAGGGCGGAUGCUGAGAAGCUGAUGGGCCAAGUGACCGACACCAAUCGCCGACUCCAAGAUGCCGGAAAAGAGGUGACGUCCCAAACGGAGGAGGUCAUCCGCUGCAGGGUUCAGCAGAGGAACAUGGUCACCACCGUGGAGAAGCUGCAGCUGUGCAUGCCCGUUCUUGAAAUGUACAGUAAAUUGAAGGAGCAGCUGGAGUCUAAAAGGUACUACGCUGCCCUAAAGACGAUGGAGCAGCUUGAAAACAUUUACAUUCCGCGAGUUGGCCAGUACCGCUUCUGUCAAAUCAUGGCGGAGAACCUUCCCAAGCUCCGAGAGGAAAUUAAGGAGAUUUCCAUGUCUGACCUGAAAGACUUCCUGGAGAGUAUCAGGAAACACUCGGAUAAGAUUGGCGAGACGGCCAUGAAACAGGCCCAGCAACACCGCACCUUCAACAGCGCCCUGCAGAAGCAGGCCAGCGCGUGCUUCGCCAAGCCGCUGUACGCACUUAACGGCAGGACGGUGAUCCGGCCCGGCGUACCCGGCUCUGAGGAGCGGGCCGACGAAGAGGAGGACACAGAUGAGGAGGUUUUAACAGCUCCCGACCUAGUGGAUUUCUCACCCGUUUACCGCUGUCUUCACAUCUACUCUGUCUUGGGUGACAGAGAAACAUUUGAAAACUACUACAGGAAACAAAGGAAGAAACAGGCUAGACUGGUGCUUCAGCCACAGUCCAACAUGCACGAGACCGUGGAAGGCUACACCAAGUACUUCAAUCAGAUCGUUGGGUUUUUCGUGGUGGAGGAUCACAUCCUGCACGCCACGCAGGGGCUGGUGAGCCGAGCUUUCACGGACGAGCUGUGGAACAUGGCCCUGUCCAAGAUCAUCGCCGUGUUGCGCACCCACUCUUCCUACUGCAGUGACCCUGACCUGGUGUUGGAGCUGAAGAACCUCAUAGUCAUAUUUGCAGACACUUUGCAGGGCUAUGGGUUUCCUGUGAACAGACUCUUCGAUCUGCUGUUUGAAAUAAGGGAUCAGUACAAUGAAACGUUGCUGAAGAAAUGGACCUUGGUUUUCAGGGAUAUAUUUGAGCAGGACAACUACAGCCCCAUCCCAGUGGAAAAUGAAGAAGAAUACAAGUCUGUCGUCUGUAGGUUUCCGUUCCAAGAUGCAGAGUUCGAAAAGCAACCGUUUCCAAAGAAGCUUCCAAUGUCCCAGUCAGUGCCUCAGAUCUACACUCAGGUGAAGGAAUUCAUCUACGCCAGCCUUAAGUUCUCCGAGUCUCUCCAUCGCAGCUCGACUGAAAUUGAUGACAUGCUCCGGAAGUCCACCAACCUCCUCCUGACGCGAACGCUGAGCAGUGGCCUGCAGAGUCUUAUCCGGAAGCCCCACAUAGGGCUCACCGAGCUAGUUCAGAUCAUCAUAAACACCACCCACCUGGAACAAGCAUGCAAGUACCUGGAAGAUUUUAUCACAAACAUCACUAACGUCUCCCCAGAAACCGUCCACACCACAAGACUUUAUGGGCUUUCAACGUUUAAGGAUGCCAGGCAUUCAGCAGAGGGCGAGAUCUACACCAAACUCAACCAGAAGAUAGACGAGUUCAUCCAGCUGGCCGACUACGAGUGGAGCAUGGCGGAGUCUGACGGCCGAGCCAGCGGAUACCUCAUGGACCUUAUCAACUUCCUCCGGAGCACCUUCCAAGUUUUCACACACCUGCCGAAUAACAACAAUGAUCAUGCGGCGAUGUCGGGCAAGGUGGCGCAGACGGCCUGCAUGUCAGCCUGCAAGCACCUGUCCACCUCCAUGAUGCAGAUGCUGCUGGACAGCGAGCUCAAGCAGAUCAGCAUGGGCGCCAUCCAGCAGUUCAACCUGGACGUCAUACAGUGCGAGCUGUUUGCCAGCUCAGAGCCAGUGCCGGGAUUCCAAGGAGACACACUGCAGCUGGCGUUCAUUGACCUCCGACAGCUUCUGGACUUGUUCAUGGUGUGGGAUUGGUCCACCUAUCUAGCGGACUACGGACAGCCAACCUCGAAGUAUCUGCGCGUCAAUCCCUCCACUGCACUUGCACUUCUGGAGAAAGUGUACAGGGGAAUGAAGGACACAAGCAAAAAGAACAACAUUUUCUCCCAGUUCAGAAAGAACGACCGUGACAAACAGAAGCUGAUCGAGACGGUGGUGAAGCAGCUGAGGAGCCUGGUAAAUGGAAUGUCCCAGCAUUCCUAGAGGCAGGCUCCUUCAGACCGAACGAGACUGGACCGACGCCGCAUAUGAACAGGGCAAAAAUAAGAACAAUUUCACAAACCCUUACACACAUGAGCAGUGAAAAUUUUUUUUAAUGUAUUUUUAAUGGCUGAUAACUACGUUUUGUAUAUCGUGAAUGUGCUAUGAUUGUAACACCGCAAGCGGCUGGUGUUCCGGAUCAGUGAGAAUGUACUGCCCAGAGACCUGUGACUGGACCAUGAAGUCCCAAAGCAGGGCUGAUCUUCAAAGGUAUCUGCAAAAUGCUCCAUAAUGCAAUAUACUGUAAAUACAUUUAAGAGUGUGCAGUGCUCCCCAUAGACUGGAUGGAAACAGGAUGACGACUGAAUGGUCAACAUUUUCAACGAGGGACCCUGCAUAAUGCUGUCAAUUUAUUAUUUAAAAUGGAAAGACCUUCCUGUACACCCCUACCUUUAUGCAUACUUUUCCUUUCAUCGAGGGAAAUGUGUACAUACUUUUUAAGAAGUGAAAUUAAAGGUUUUAAGUAAUUCUGAGGUAAUUACUUGCAUCCAAAACACUACUUUGAUUUUUACUUUGUUUUGUCUCAGGGUGAACUGUCAGCUCUUAGGUUAAGAUGCUUUAGAAGGUUGUGCUAAAGUGUAAAAACAAGCAAUAAUUGGUUCAUUUCAGUCUCAUACACAGACCUGCUAACGGUGUGAGGAUGUAACAUUUCACAAUUGGGCUCUAGUCUUUUUUGGUCCAUACUACUAUAAUAGGCAUUUUGCACUGAAGAUUGUUUGCAUUUUUCUUUUUACAGAUGAUAAUGUAUUAAGAAAUGUACAGACAGCACAUUUGUUUUUAAAAAUGUAAUGCAAUAGAACUCAUGUUUACUCUGUUGCUUAAAAAUAUAUAUAUAUAAUAUAUAUAUACAGACACUCUACUUACGAAUGAGAUACGUUCUGAAUGGCUAUUCGUUAAAUGUUCGUAAGUCUUUAUUCAGCAUCAUUUUAAGGGUUUAAGCAAGUACAAAGAAUUAGGAUGCUGGUAGUACGCUGCUGCGCGGUGGGAGUAGCGGCCAGAAGUCAUACUAAGUGGAAUUGGCGCGCAGAGAAAAAAAAAUUAUGUUGCGGACAGGAAACGGGAGCCCAAGGAACACGGUUUACAAUUACAGUCCUCUUCGUUCGUAUGUCUGAAAGUUUGUAAGUUGAAAGUUCAUAGGUAGAGGAGCGUCUAUAUAUAUAUAUAUAUAUAUAUAUAUUAAUGUGAGAGAGAGAGGGGAAUGCUGGGAAGUUUUUCUUGACCCCGAAAGUAACUGCAUUUCAGUGUAUCGAUAACUAAGUUGUUUGAUGAAGGGAAAACUAAAUUGUCCUUUCAAAAUAAUUACUUGAUGCCUUUGUGCAUGGAAGGAACACGUGGGCCUGUUUGAUGUAACAAUGUAACAUAGGGAACCUGAAGAGAGAUCCAGAGGACUUCGCCUGGUAGUUUCCUAUGGCAGCCUGUGACAGUUCUCUGAAACUCGCUGUAGCCGACCUGUUACUCAUAUCCUUUUACUUAAGUGUUCCCUUCAACUCUCCUAUGCGCAGUUAUAAUAUGGUGACUGUGAUAAUCAUUUCAAGCCCUAAAAGGAUGAGCAUAAGCACACACUAACGAUCUUCCGUGUGCUCUCUUGAAUCCGCUCGUCGCACAUUUCCUACUGUACAUCGCUUUCUUAUUUGAGUGUUUGCAAUAAAUACAUAGCUCUUUUGCUUUAAGUAGAUGUUAUUUAAAUGUAAGAAAUGAAAUUCAAUGUAAAUAAAAAUUGAUGCUGAUUAUA